Molecule: messenger RNA, 783 nt
Organism: Amphibalanus amphitrite
Lineage: Eukaryota; Metazoa; Arthropoda; Thecostraca; Balanomorpha; Balanidae
Exons: 1
Coding region: 1-783 (260 amino acids)
Molecular function (GO): nucleic acid binding; zinc ion binding
Source: RefSeq, a predicted model, not a curated record
AUGGGGAACGAGAAGGAGACCUGUGAUGGUUCGGACGCUGCGGCUGAUCUCCGCCUAAUCCCGGAGUUUGACGGUGUGUCGCAGCCCGUGUGCGAGUGGCUGGACAAGGUCGAACUUGUGUGUCAGCUGCGCGGCAUCAAGGGACUGCACGUCGUCGUCCCGCUGAGACUCACUGGUGGUGCGUUUGCGGUAUAUCAACAGCUCGGAGAAGAUGAGAAGAAGAAGUACGAGGACAUCAAAAGGGCCCUGACAUCGGCGUUUGCUUCGGAUCGGUUUGAAGCCUACGACCAAUUUGAACGUAGAAGGCUGCGUCCAGGUGAGACGGUGGACGUGUUCGUCUCUGAGCUGCGCCGGCUGGCUGGCUUGUUCGGAGGUAUGCCGGACGACAGCCUGGCCUGUGCCUUCGUGGCCAAACUGCCAGAUUCAGCACGCCGUGCGCUCCGGGCUGGAUCACGGAUGGAGGACAUGCCGUUUAGCCAGCUAAUCGGUCGCGCUCGGGCCGUGCUAGCCGACGAGGAAACAAACACCGCGGCCGCCGCCGCUGGCACAAGGACUGGAGCACUCCCGGCCACAAUGAAAUGCUACUCGUGCGGGCAACCGAACCAUAUCGCCCGCGACUGCACGGCAGGCCGCGGACAGCGGGGCCGUGGAGGCCCCCGUGGUGGACAGAGCCUCGUGAGGUGCUACAACUGCAACCGGCAGGGGCACAUCGCCUCUGCGUGUCCGGAAAACGACGCGGGAGGGGAGAGAUCAGCGCCAGCCUCCUCUCCUGUCGACCAGUGA